Messenger RNA from Mesoplodon densirostris (Blainville's beaked whale), 4279 nucleotides. RefSeq names its product jagged canonical Notch ligand 1 (gene JAG1). Gene Ontology annotation, molecular function: Notch binding; calcium ion binding. NCBI's taxonomy places the organism in Eukaryota, Metazoa, Chordata, Mammalia, Artiodactyla, Ziphiidae. The coding region runs from base 535 to 4191 and encodes 1218 amino acids. Gene Ontology annotation, biological process: multicellular organism development; cell communication; Notch signaling pathway. Gene Ontology annotation, cellular component: membrane. The transcript has 26 exons. The record is from RefSeq and is a predicted model, not a curated record.
UGGGUAGAGGUGGCUAGCCCCGGCCGCGGCUCCCAGACGGGCUCUCUGAGUCCCUCUCCGAGAGCCGGGCGGGCACGCGUCAUUGUGUUACCUGCGACCGGCCCGCGAGCUGGGUUCGGGUUGUUUUUUUUUUUUUCCUCCCCUCCCUCCCUCCCUCCUCUCUAAGCAGCUGAUCUGAAAGGGAAUAAAAGGCUGCGCAUAAUCAUAAUAAUAAAAGAAGGGGAGCUCGAGAGAAGGAAAGAAAGCCGGGAGGUGGAAGAGGAGGGGGAGCGCCUCAAAGAAGCGAUCAGAAUAAUAAAAGGAGGCCGGGCUCUUUGCCUUCUGGAACGGGCCGCUCUUGAAAGGGCUUUUGAAAAGUGGUGUUGUUUUCCAGUCGUGCAUGCUCCAAUCGGCGGAGUAUAUUAGAGCCGGGACGCGGCGGCCGCAGGGGCAGCGGCGACGGCAGCACCGGCGGCAGCACCAGCGGCAGCACCAGCGCGAGCAGCAGCGGCGGCGGCGGCGGCGUCCCGAGUGCCCGCGGCGCGCGGUGCAGCGAUGCGGUCCCCACGGACGCGCGGCCGGCCCGGGCGCCCCCUGAGCCUCCUGCUCGCCCUGCUCUGCGCCCUACGAGCCAAGGUGUGCGGGGCCUCCGGCCAGUUCGAGUUGGAGAUCCUUUCCAUGCAGAACGUGAACGGGGAGCUGCAAAACGGGAACUGCUGCGGCGGCGCCCGGAACCCGGGGGACCGCAAGUGCUCCCGCGACGAGUGUGACACGUACUUCAAAGUGUGCCUCAAGGAGUACCAGUCGCGCGUCACGGCCGGGGGGCCCUGCAGCUUUGGCUCGGGGUCCACGCCUGUCAUCGGGGGCAACACCUUCAACCUCAAGGCCAGUCGCGGCAACGAACGCAACCGCAUCGUGCUGCCUUUCAGUUUUGCCUGGCCGAGGUCCUACACUUUGCUUGUGGAGGCGUGGGAUUCCAGCAAUGACACUGUCCAACCCGACAGCAUCAUUGAAAAGGCUUCUCACUCAGGCAUGAUCAACCCCAGCCGGCAGUGGCAGACGCUGAAGCAGAACACGGGGGUUGCCCACUUUGAGUAUCAGAUCCGUGUGACCUGUGACGACUAUUACUAUGGCUUCGGCUGCAAUAAGUUCUGCCGACCCAGAGACGACUUCUUUGGCCACUAUGCCUGUGACCAGAAUGGCAACAAAACGUGCAUGGAAGGCUGGAUGGGCCCUGAAUGUAACAAAGCUAUUUGCCGGCAGGGCUGCAGCCCCAAGCAUGGGUCUUGCAAACUCCCAGGUGACUGCAGGUGCCAGUAUGGCUGGCAGGGCCUGUACUGUGACAAGUGCAUCCCACACCCAGGGUGCGUCCACGGCACCUGUAACGAGCCCUGGCAGUGCCUCUGUGAGACCAACUGGGGUGGCCAGCUCUGCGACAAAGAUCUCAACUACUGCGGGACCCACCAGCCGUGUCUCAACGGGGGAACUUGUAGCAACACGGGGCCUGACAAAUAUCAGUGUUCAUGCCCCGAGGGGUACUCAGGACCCAACUGUGAAAUUGCGGAACACGCCUGCCUCUCUGAUCCCUGCCACAACAGAGGCAGCUGCAAGGAGACCUCCCUGGGGUUUGAGUGUGAGUGUUCUCCGGGCUGGACCGGCCCCACGUGCUCCACAAACAUUGAUGACUGUUCUCCAAAUAACUGUUCCCACGGGGGCACCUGCCAGGACUUGGUUAACGGAUUUAAGUGCGUGUGCCCGCCCCAGUGGACGGGCAAAACGUGCCAGUUAGAUGCAAAUGAAUGCGAGGCCAAACCUUGUGUAAAUGCCAAAUCCUGUAAGAAUCUGAUUGCCAGCUACUACUGUGAUUGCCUCCCGGGCUGGAUGGGUCAGAAUUGUGACAUAAAUAUUAAUGACUGCCUCGGCCAAUGUCAGAAUGACGCCUCCUGUCGGGAUUUGGUUAAUGGUUAUCGCUGUAUCUGUCCACCUGGCUAUGCAGGCGAUCACUGUGAGACAGACAUCGAUGAGUGUGCCAGCAACCCCUGUCUCAACGGGGGUCACUGUCAGAACGAAAUCAACAGAUUCCAGUGUCUGUGUCCCACUGGUUUCUCUGGAAACCUCUGUCAGCUGGACAUCGAUUAUUGCGAGCCCAAUCCCUGCCAGAACGGUGCCCAGUGCUACAACCGUGCCAGCGACUAUUUCUGCAAGUGUCCCGAGGACUAUGAAGGCAAGAACUGCUCCCACCUUAAAGACCACUGCCGCACCACCCCCUGUGAAGUGAUUGACAGCUGCACGGUGGCCAUGGCCUCCAAUGACACGCCUGAAGGGGUGCGCUACAUUUCCUCCAACGUCUGCGGUCCCCACGGGAAAUGCAAGAGUCAGUCGGGAGGCAAAUUCACCUGUGACUGUAACAAAGGCUUCACUGGAACGUACUGCCAUGAAAAUAUUAACGACUGUGAGAGCAACCCCUGUAAAAAUGGUGGCACUUGCAUCGAUGGUGUCAACUCCUACAAGUGUAUCUGCAGUGGUGGCUGGGAGGGCGCCUACUGUGAGACCAAUAUUAACGACUGCAGCCAGAACCCCUGCCACAACGGGGGCUCGUGUCGCGACCUGGUCAACGACUUUUACUGCGACUGUAAAAACGGGUGGAAAGGCAAGACCUGCCACUCACGUGACAGCCAGUGUGACGAGGCUACGUGCAACAAUGGUGGCACCUGCUAUGACGAGGGGGACGCUUUCAAGUGCAUGUGUCCCGGAGGCUGGGAAGGAACGACCUGUAACAUAGCCCGAAACAGUAGCUGCCUGCCUAACCCCUGCCACAAUGGGGGCACCUGUGUGGUCAAUGGCGAGUCCUUCACGUGUGUCUGCAAAGAAGGCUGGGAGGGGCCCAUCUGUACGCAGAAUACCAAUGACUGCAGUCCUCAUCCCUGUUACAACAGUGGCACGUGCGUGGAUGGAGAGAACUGGUACCGCUGUGAGUGCGCCCCCGGCUUCGCCGGGCCCGACUGCAGGAUAAACAUCAACGAAUGCCAGUCUUCACCUUGUGCCUUCGGGGCAACCUGUGUGGAUGAGAUCAAUGGGUACCGGUGUGUCUGCCCCCCAGGGCACAGUGGUGCUAAAUGCCAGGAAGUUUCAGGGAGAUCUUGCGUCACCGUGGGGAGCGUGAUACCUGAUGGGGCCAAGUGGGACGAUGACUGCAACACCUGCCAGUGCCUGGACGGGAGGAUCGCCUGCUCGAAGGUGUGGUGUGGCCCCCGCCCUUGUUCGCUGCACAAAGGGCACAGCGAGUGCCCCAGCGGGCAGAGCUGCAUCCCCAUCCUGGACGCCCAGUGUUUCGUGCGCCCCUGCACUGGUGUGGGUGAGUGCCGGUCCUCCAGCCUCCAGCCCGUGAAGACCAAGUGUGCCUCCGACCCCUACUACCAGGACAACUGUGCCAACAUCACGUUCACCUUCAACAAGGAGAUGAUGUCGCCGGGUCUCACCACAGAGCAUAUUUGCAGUGAAUUGCGGAAUUUGAAUAUUCUGAAGAAUGUUUCUGCUGAAUAUUCAAUCUACAUAGCUUGCGAGCCUUCCCCUUCUGCAAACAAUGAAAUACACGUGGCCAUUUCUGCUGAAGACAUCCGGGAUGAUGGAAACCCAAUCAAGGAAAUCACCGACAAAAUUAUAGAUCUUGUUAGUAAACGUGAAGGGAACAGCUCACUGAUUGCCGCCGUUGCGGAAGUGAGAGUUCAGAGGCGUCCUCUGAAGAACAGAACAGAUUUCCUGGUGCCCCUGCUGAGCUCGGUCCUGACCGUGGCCUGGGUCUGCUGCCUGGUGACCGCCUUCUACUGGUGCGUGCGCAAGCGGCGGAAGCCCGGCAGCCACGCGCGCUCGGCCUCUGAGGAGAGCACCACCAACAACGUACGGGAGCAGCUGAACCAGAUCAAGAACCCCAUUGAGAAGCACGGGGCCAACACGGUCCCCAUCAAGGACUACGAGAACAAGAACUCCAAAAUGUCCAAAAUAAGGACACACAACUCGGAGGUGGAAGAGGACGACAUGGACAAGCACCAGCAGAAAGCCCGCUUCGCCAGGCAGGCCACGUACACGCUGGUUGACAGAGAGGAGAAGUCCCCCCACGGCACGCCGGCCAAACACCCGAACUGGACAAACAAACAGGACAACAGAGACCUGGAGAGCGCGCAGAGCCUGAACCGCAUGGAGUACAUCGUAUAGCAGACGGUGGGCGGAGUCUGAGGGCGCCCGGGUUCCUGAAGCUUCUCCAGAUGUCUGUCCUGUCGUGUUCCGGUCCCAGGCUGUCCUU